This is a messenger RNA of Peromyscus leucopus (white-footed mouse), 1097 nucleotides long. RefSeq names its product BRICHOS domain containing 5 (gene Bricd5). The record is from RefSeq and is a predicted model, not a curated record. Bases 32 to 964 code for a protein of 310 amino acids. NCBI's taxonomy places the organism in Eukaryota, Metazoa, Chordata, Mammalia, Rodentia, Cricetidae. Gene Ontology annotation, biological process: regulation of cell population proliferation. The transcript is spliced from 5 exons.
CAAUCGCCGCAUUGUCAGCAGGGGCUGUAGCAUGGAGCCAGGGCACAUCCACACUGAGAGCCUCAGGUCCAGGCUUGUUGAGGUGAAGACUAAAACCUGCCCUAGGGGCUGGAGAGCUGCAGGCCUGCUGCUACUGCUGACACUGGCCACUGCAGGGGCCCUAGCUGGAGGGCUUCUUGGCUUCCUGUACAGCCCUCCCAAGCCAUUGUUGCAGAUGCUCCAAAAGACCUUCUCAAGCUCCAGGGUGCCCUGGCCCAACCAAACCACUCUCGUGGACGUGGCCCAGAACAUGGCGACUAUCGUGGUGUCUCCGCUUCAGAGCAACCACAGCUGGGCUAUGCUGUUCGACGGGCAAAGUGGCUACAUCUGCUACCGCCCUGCAGAGCACCAGGCCUGCUUCCUCCGUCUGAUGGAAGCCCAAGAUUGGGAGACCCUACGGCUGCUGGUGAACACUUCCAGGGUGAGCAGUACUGCUUGGCUUGCCGCCCCUCCCAGCCACCCCCAAGGCCAGGGGACAAACAAAAGGUCCUCUGUGCAGCCCGGCUGGGCCGGCCAAGGCUCUGGUUUCAGGGGAACAGAAAGCUCUAUCUUCCCCUCACUAAGGCUGUUGACAGGAGCAGGUGGAAGGGCCAUCAGGCUGGGGCGGAACAUGGAUGCCCCACCCAGCCAGGACCAAGGAAGCACUAUAUGGUGGCCCACUAGAGUCUUUCUGCAGGCCCAAGAAUCCCGUGUACCUGGCCAGGACACCCACUAUGCCCAGGAGCUGCUGGCAGUUUUGGGGGGCCAUACCGUGGACCCUGCCCAAGUGGGAGCUCCGGUGCGACACCUUUGCGUGGACACUCCCAUCUACUGGGCCCGACGAGCAGAGGGGCCCCAGAGACAGCGGCUGAUCUACCUCUGCAUUGACAUCUGCUUCCCGAGCAACAUCUGUGUGUCCGUCUGCUUUUAUUACCUUCCAGACUAAGCCCCCUACCGAGCCCUCAUGGCCUUUGGUCCCACUGGCCACUCCUGUCCCUACAGGUCAGCAAGCUGGUCAGGUCACCAGCACCAACAAAGGGCAGCUGACAGUGGGGACAAAUAAACCCAGAUUACCCGGC